GUCACCGAGUAACCAUCUAUCUUGUGUGAGUACACAAUUCUAAUACUUUCACUAUAGUUUGCAGUGCUACACAUUAUUUCUGAUAUAACGUAUUAUUUUCAAUAUUAUAAUAACUAUUUGUAAGCAUCAAUUACAGAACCAUACUGAUAUGGACAUAAAAAAAGAAAUACUUAUAUAUUGUGGACCACGGACGUCUCUAUAUUAUAAUAAAUUUUUUCAUCCAAACUUGUGUCAUGUUUGCAAGGAUAAAAGGAAGGCGGUAACAAAAUGCGAUCGGUGCUGUUUGGUCUCUUAUUGCAGCGAAGAUCACAAAAAUCUGCAUUUACCACAACACCGAGAAUUUUGUGAUAUUGUAGAAGAAUCUUUGUUUGAGUACCCGGAAUGGUUGACUCGCCGCUACACGUUUGAAAAAUGGACCAAUGCACAAAUUAUAUUUAGUACAUUUGUCGAAGAGAAUAUAUCCCAUAAAUUUGAAGAAUAUGAAGCGCAGAUAUUCGAAUAUGCAAAAUCGUGCCUUAUCUGUCAUCAACAGAUUGAUCUGAAUACCUGCAACAAGUGCAUGUCCGCCAACUUUUGUCUCGAACACAAGGAAGAAUUUGAACAACAACAUGAAUCCGAAUGCGAGAACUUAUUAUUAUGGGUUAAUAUACAGUUGUCAUGUUUACAAUUUCAAAGUAAAAUUCCAUUAUCAAUGAAAUUCUUGAACUUUCCUGAUGAUAAUAGACCUUUCGAUGAUAUGGCAACGUUUAUUACACAAUAUGUACAAGAAGAAAUUGGUCAAUGGUACGCCGUGGAUUACAUUUAUACUGAUUACGUAUCAGGACCACUGACGGUACAUUAUGGGAUGAAAGAAGCAAAGUUAUUGCAUUUUCUAGAGACCGAAUCUACUUAUAUUAUUCAUGUUAUAGGCGCAAAUUCUGAAGAUACAUACGGUUUACCUGCUUGGGAAAUGUUGUUACAUCUCUUACCUAACAUAAAGACACUGAUAAUUAUGUUUAUAGGGCCAGAUUUACAAAAUGAACUUGGUAUGCACGAACUUUGUCUCCGUUGCAGUAAUAACAAGAGAAAGUUGAUCUUUGAAUGUUGUUCUAUGUAUUAUCAUGAUUAUGUUGCUAAAGGGAUAUAUGAGCAACCAAACUUGAUUGUAGGAUUUAAUACAUUAUUAUCAUACAUACUAACAUGGUCAAAAAGUAUAAAAGCAAUACAGACUCUGAACUGUCGGCUACUUUUAACCGCUAGAGAUGUGAGCAUGAUGGAAGAUGAAAUAGAUGAGAUAAAGGUAAUUCUGGAUACUGCUAUAAAUCCCGUUUUUUGGGGUAGUAAUAAAUUCAAAUCUCUAAGACCACAUAGAUACUUCAAUGAGCUAUAUUUUCGUAAUUCGUAUUUAUUUAUCUACGAUACUUUGAACAAUCAAAGCAAUUAAGACGAAAAGUAUCAGUAUCGGAAGAGUGCGAGAGGACCAAAGUGGGAACGGCUCGUAAACAAUUAUUUAUCAUAAAAUUCGAUAUUAAUCAUUGCUACUAGUAAACGAUCAUGCGAUCGGCCAUUUUCUACACGAUACUGCCGUCCCAGUGCAACUCGCACACUGCUCCGUCAAUUUCCUUUCGUUAACAAUUCAAAAUUUUAGAUCGCUGUUUGCAAAAUAGAAUGGCCUUUCUAUUGUUCAGUGUGAUGUGUUUCAUAUCCAUUUAAGAAUUUUACCGUCUUACAUGGAACAUUCUGUAUGACAAUUUCCUUUGUGUGAAACUGUAAAAACC
This is a messenger RNA of Harpegnathos saltator (Jerdon's jumping ant), 1757 nucleotides long. RefSeq lists its product as uncharacterized. The transcript has a single exon. The coding region runs from base 149 to 1423 and encodes 424 amino acids. Lineage: Eukaryota; Metazoa; Arthropoda; Insecta; Hymenoptera; Formicidae. The record is from RefSeq and is a predicted model, not a curated record.